GGAGCGCCUCUUUGUAAAGGUACGGCCUUUAUUAAUCACAGCGAAAAACACGCCACACCGGGGCCCUCCUGAGCAGAGAUACAAACAUAUGGCCGAGUCGAUGUGGAUAUGCCGUCGAGAUCAGGUUACGAGAGUGCAAUGUUUGAAACACUGUGUACACAGAAAGAUAGAACGGCAAUGACCUUUUUCACAGAAGUUACGAUCUCCUGUUGUAUAAUUAGAAGCGCGUACAGUGUGUGUGCCCUAGACAGUGGUGUGGGGCUUUCAAGAGCAUUGCAGAUUCAGUAAAGCAAUACAAAUGGCGACCAUCUCGGACGUACUACUCCGGUAUGGAGAUGAUGCGUUUAAUUUAAACGACUUCGAUAUCGCCGCUUGUUUUUAUUCCUACGCAACUUCUCAAACUGUUGUUUCUGAUUAUUCAGAAAUUAUCAAAAAGAGAUCUAAAUGUUAUUAUAAGACGGAAAAGUACGAGCGUGCAUUCGACGACAUUGUGGAAAUAUUGAAAAUAUGGCCCUCGUGGAUAGAGGGGUAUAUUUACGCCGGAAGUUGUCUAACUUACCUAAAGGACUUUAAGAAUGCAAUGCUAAUGUACACGCGAGGUGUAAAGUUGGAUCCUGGAAAUGAAAUUAUCCAGAAAGCUUUACUCAAUGUCAAGGCAAAACUAUCAGAAAAUGGUGGAACUACAUAUGAUCCCCUCACCCUCUGUACACAGGACGCAUAUCCGGGAGACGAGGAACUUGUAAAACUGGAACAGGUGAAACUGGAUAAAAUUGGAUUAGUAGAAAUUCCGGAAUUUCUCAGUGUCCCAGAUACCCUUAAACUGAGAGGCUUGGUCCAGAGUGUUUGUAAACACAAAGAAGACGGGGAAUAUAAUCUCGCAGAAUCGUGCUUAAUGGCAGCGAUCCGUGAGGACGCCGAUAACUACAGUUUUUAUCAUAUAAUUGCUGAAAUACUUUUCGAAAAUAAGAAGUACGAAAAGGCUUUCCAGUACUGUGAGAUGAUUCCGAAACAUCUGCGAUCAUUUGAUACCUGGCUAUUAGGAAGUAAACUCAGACAGGCUCUGAAAGUACCUGUUUCAACAGAGUUGUGGUUGAGAAAUGCCACAAAAUUUGGAGGUAAGCGCGCCGAGGAAGCAGCCAUGUUAUUCCAAGAUGUACGAGUUCGACGUUUGUACGAUCCGUUGUCUUCAAGUACAAAUGUCAACAUCCGGUUCACAGAGUUCGGCAGAACAAUGCACUGUACGGAGGAAGUUAAUAAAGGAGCAUAUCUGUUCAGGGAAAAGCCGCUUAUCAUCGCACAAAUCUAUUGACACACUUGAUAUUCAGGCGUGUGGUCAUUGUGGGAAAAGCCUCAUUACAGCGGAACAAUACUUUGGUCAAGGAGUGAUACGACAAAACAACCAAAUCCGGUCAGCUGUCGAAAAGUACUGGCCAAAAAUAGACGUGUAUGCCUGCGAUAAGUGUAAAACAGAAGUUUACUGUAGUGGUUCUUGUCGCACUGAAGCCUGGGAAGAUUAUCAUCAGAUUCUGUGUUCUUCGGUGAACAAAAAUGUUGAAAAGUUGCACCAAGUUUGUCAUCAGUUUAAGAAACUACGUGAAGAGAAUUGUCGAGUCUGGGACGGUGUUUGGAACGCGGCUUUCAGUCCUGUCACAAUAGCACAGCUCUGGGCGAGAAUUAUCUGCGACGCCAAGCGGAUAGCUAAAGCAAGAGGGGGGACAACUCCAGAUCGCCAAGACAUGGCAAAGGCCAAAGCGAAAUAUAGGAGGUUUAUUGCCUAUGGGUCAGCUAAAAACGCCAAAGUUGUUCCGAGGAUGAUGACGAUAAUGCGAGAAAUAUUCAGCGACCUUUCAGACGGCGUUACAUUGGAGAUUACAGAUAAAGAAUUUGAAGGCAGAUAUUUCCAGAUAGCUUGUAACAUUCAGGAGUUCGCGGACCCCGAGCCUCCAUACAAGUUAUUCGUGGCAAAUGCCAAAUCGAAACCGCAGGUCUGGGCAUGCGUCAGUCCACACAUCCGGUCUGAACCUCCGGAGGCGACGUUCACUGGUCUAUUUAUGCUACACGCCUGUAUGAACCAUUCUUGUGACAAUAAUGCUGAAGUUCGCGACCGUUUUGUGGACGGCAAACCCGGAAUAGCAUUACAGGCAAAGAAACCAAUCAGUGAGGGACAGGAAGUGACGAUUUCUUAUAUAGAUACCCGGAUGUGCCGUCAAGAUCGUCAAAGUUGGUUGUACCAAUCUUACAAUUUCUGGUGCACGUGUACAAAAUGCCAGUUUGAAGGGGAUGACGCGAGCUCGUGCACAAAUUGCAAAAAGCAGGCGUCACGUGACAAACUAUUUCCGGCAUGUAGUCGGUGUCACCGAGCAUGGUACUGUUCAUCGCAUUGCCAGAAAGUGGCCUGGAAGAAAGGUCAUAAGUCUAUAUGUAAUAAAUAAGAGCUUACAGUACGCCCAAAUAUCGCAAAAAGUCGACAACGGAGAUAUAUUUGACUCAAAACAGUCAAUUUCAGGAAUAACAGAUACAAUUAUUGUAAACGUACGCGUUUGGAUGCAUUCAAAUUUUGCGCAUACUAAAUAAAAAAAAUUCACAGAUAAAGCGCAAUGAGAAUUUGGUGCACACAAAGUACUUUCUAUAGAAAUAGUAUAAAUAAAAACUCAUUAGAACCAUCAUAAUUUAGAGCAUGCCAAUCGGCGCUGAACAAAACAAAAACAAAAACUGCUGAAAUGAGAAUACCGCUAAAAUGUAUACGUUUACAGUAUAACUACAAAGGAUAACGAUAAAAUAUUUUACUGAAAUUUCCCAAUAUUAUGGGAUUGAUUUCCCUGUGAUAUCGAAGUAUGGAAAAAUGAGCAUAUCCUUGCAGACUAAGAAGAGAUUUCCUGGUUAAUUGUGAGACUAACUCGACUCAUUAGUCAUUACUAAGCUACCGUUGGAUAAAAUGUAUGAAUCAGUUUGAAUAUGUUUCACAUGGGAAGAACAGUAGUUCAGAAUACCAUUGUAGUAAUACGUCACGUGGUUGAUUAAUUACCCUUCCAAUAUAUCGGUCAUGUUUAAUACCUCAUAUGUACGUCUCUACCCUGAUCAUUCCUCGUCAUAUUGUCAAUUCAUUUGAAAAGACAUCAUGUUAAAUGCAAAGGAUCUACAACAUUUACUUACAUAAACGUCGCCUGUUUUAAUUAAUAUAACUAUAUAACGUGUAUUAAAAUCGUAUGAAAGCUCACAAUCGUCAAUAUAUCCUUAAUUGCGAUUAAGACAAUGAAAAUAAAACAAUGUAAGGUAAAUUCCUAAUUCGUUUAUUGAAAGUCGUAUCCCUGAAUUUUUUUGAGAUAUAUAUAAUGACCCCAAUUGCAUUGAUUUAUAUUAUUCUCUAAAAUAACCCUAGUGGCGUAUUGUAACGUAGCGAGGAAAUCUACUCAGAGAAAAUGUUACCUCGGCUGUCUUUUUGAAAGACCGAUACACUGUCCACUGUGCCAUCAAGCCAAAAGGGAAUAUUACAUUAACCCCUUAAUUGCGAGAUUGAGUACAUGGGGCAACGGGCAGAGGUCACUUUCAAAAUUGUAAUAAAUGUUAAUCAUUGAAUAUCGUUUAAUUUCAAGUAAAUGUAUAAUUUAUGUUUGUAUUUUUUCAGGAUUCCAUGAUGAUUUCGCGCAAAUUUAUUUAUAUCAUAACGAGAAAAAAAUAUUUCUAGCUAGCUUGUGGACGCCGAUAUCCAUAUCCCUAAUAAAAUACUCUAUUUCUUAAUUUAUCUAUUUAUUCUAAAUUUAUUCAUUUAUUUAUGUGUAUGUUAUAGAUACAAUAUUGAAAAAUGUAUUGUUCACUGUACAUAUUAUUCAUACAGGAAGACCUCUAUCUGUGACACUGAUUUUGAUGCAAAAUGUUCAUUUGUAUAUGUAUGUGUGGAAUUUAUAGUGUAGUGGUAGUAUAUGCUCCUAUGAAUGCCAAAGACCUCUCGUGACAUUCCCGUCCCUUUUUACACAAAUACUGACCCUAUGACUUUUGAUAGGUUAUUUUAUAUUGUCGGUUUGAUCCUUUACAUAAGAGUGAGUUGAUUUAUCAUAAAAUAAAAUCAUAUUGAUAGUCAUG
This is a messenger RNA of Pecten maximus, 4080 nucleotides long. RefSeq names its product SET and MYND domain-containing protein 5-like. The record is from RefSeq and is a predicted model, not a curated record. The coding region runs from base 1098 to 2432 and encodes 444 amino acids. NCBI's taxonomy places the organism in Eukaryota, Metazoa, Mollusca, Bivalvia, Pectinida, Pectinidae. Gene Ontology annotation, molecular function: protein binding. The transcript has 3 exons.